This is a messenger RNA of Pestalotiopsis fici W106-1, 2331 nucleotides long. RefSeq lists its product as uncharacterized. Gene Ontology annotation, biological process: protein localization to phagophore assembly site; endoplasmic reticulum to Golgi vesicle-mediated transport. Lineage: Eukaryota; Fungi; Ascomycota; Sordariomycetes; Amphisphaeriales; Sporocadaceae. Gene Ontology annotation, cellular component: cytoplasmic vesicle; phagophore assembly site; TRAPPIII protein complex. The record is from RefSeq and is a predicted model, not a curated record. The coding region runs from base 1 to 2331 and encodes 776 amino acids. The transcript has a single exon.
AUGGCGUCCAGCUUUGACCAUGACUCUCCAACAGAGCCCAUCUCAGCGCCUCCCAUGGCCGCAUCAUCGGCGGGCUUGAAAGUCCAAAAGACCCGGAUAGCCUCCAUGCAUGGCACGCCGCUCUCCCAGUCCGAGGUUACUCUGCCCAUACGAGACCGCCGCUCCGCCCCGUCGGCAGCCGCCCUCUAUGCCUCGACCUUUUCGCCUCCUGGGUCGCGCUCCUCCUCACCUGCGCCGCGUCCCCUCUCACGCAUGACCUCGGGCUCCGGCUCCGUUUUUGGCGGCGUCGGUUCGAAUAAUGCGCGAGCCCUGAUCGACGGUGCCGGCGAUACUCCAGGCGACCCGCUGAACCUCCUUGUUCACGCGUUUGCUCCACACGUCGCCGUGUAUGCAUCCGAAGAUACGGAGCAACUUCUGAAAGACAAGGGAUUCGAUCGAGGGUUAUGGCAGCUCCUCCGACCAUUCGGCGAGCGCGUGCAGGGCAAGGUCAUCAUCCGGGACAGCAAUGGCGCUAGUCGUACAUAUGAGGACUAUUCCAUACACUUUGUCAGGUUUGGCGAGGACAUUGAACAUCCUCAACCACUCAAGGGGCCACUCAACAAUGGUACUUCGGGGGCAGUGGAAAAGGAGCAACAAUCUAAUAAAUCGGGCCCCCGGCUUGCUGAUGUCGAGGCAGUUGUUGACCGUCACCUGGACUAUGCAGAAGAGUCGGCCCCAUUCUCUGGACAAAGUCCGAUAGCUACAAAGCAUGGGCUCGACCUUGAUGUACCGUCGCCGUAUUAUUCGCUCUACCUGCGGCGUCUGCUCUCUGGCCUGCCCGUUACACCUCACGAGACAUUUGCACACCCGGUAGCAUGUGUAAUCGCCAUAAGCUCACGCAACUCUGCACCUAUCGAGACAUUGCGCAAGCUAUACAAUGAUUCGAGCUCAGGAGAAAAGAAAAUGCCAGAUUGGGUGGACUCUGAGUUUCUACGAUACUACGUCCUGGUACACGACGAGGAAAAGGACGAUAUUACCAAAUCCAUGUCGCUGUUUGAUCAGAUGAAGCGAAAUCUCGGUUUGCAUUGCCACCUGCUCAGAAUACGAGGUACUCAAAGUGCCGCGACAGACGACGACAGUACACCAUUACCGACAAGCGAGUGGAUGUCCGCGUCCGAGGAGAUUACAAACAUCCACAGGCACGAUGCACAGGACGAGCUUGAUGACCUUACCAGAUACAUAUACGAGUCUGACGCCACGGCAAUACGGACCUUUGUUCGCGAGAUGGUGACCCAGUCGAUUAUUCCUACAAUGGAGAGACACGUGUCAGUCUGGAAUGAUCAAGUAGCUUCCAGGCGGAGAGGUGUUGCUGGCCGAUUGAUGGGCCUCACUCGUCGCUGGGGCUUUGGCAGCACAUCGAAAAGCUCGGGAAGCACACAAAUCUCGGGCAGCAACUACGAUUCUACAGGAUUCUACCGUCAGGAUGCGCCCGAGGCCAUUAUGCGCAAACUGGCCGACUAUUCUUUUAUGCUUCGCGACUGGAAACUCGCAUACUCGACAUAUGACCUUUUGCGGGGAGAUUUCAACAAUGAUAAGGCUUGGAAAUACCAUGCGGCCACCAACGAAAUGGCUGCUCUGAGUCUGCUCAUUAUGCCUCAAAACAUCAGUGCCAAGACACGUUCCGAGACCAUAGAUGCCAUGUUUGAAGCCGCAUUUUAUUCCUACAUAACUCGAUGCACGGCGCCGUACGGAGCGGUGCGUUGUCUCAUCAUGGGAUUAGAGCUGCUCCGUCUUCGGGGCGGAUCAAGCAUUGACGAUGCCGCUAGAUGGGGCUUGCGGCUCCUCGAAAGCAAGAUUCUUGGGCCUGUCGGUGACGCACUCAUCAAGGAGCGUCUGGCCGUGUGUUAUGCAUCAAAAGAUGGGCUCGGCACUCAAUAUCUCGGUGGACGCCGGCGUAAAUCAGCCCUGUGGAGCAUAUUUGGGGCUGACGCCUGGGUGGCACAGUCGAAAUUCAUUCAGGCCCAGCGAUGUUUGAAUGAAGCACGGCGCAUGUACGGCGAUCUUCCAACUGAGCAUGGCAUUGACAAGUUUGAACGAGCAAGUGCGUUUAUGCUUGGAAUAGGCCAGCGUCUGAACGAACAAUUAGAGGCCAAUGAAGAUAGGCAAUAUUCGGCCAGCGACGACAAUGAUGUAGUAGACGAAGAAAGCGAGGUUCUCAAUACCAGGGGAAGAAGAAUCAGCACGGCGGGCUUCCCAGGUGGCACGGUGGCAACGUUAGAAGCUGCCCCCCUGAGAGACACGACACUGGGCGACGAGGUAGAAACUCGGGGCUCAGGCGAUGAUUUUGGCUAG